UGUCCCUGACUGUGGCCCCUUUGUAGCCCAUCAUGCAGGGUUACCCAGGUCAGAUCCACGCCAACAUCGGCCCCGUCAGGACCAACGUGACCUUUGACCACCGGGACUGCGGCGUCACGCUGCUGAAGAACGACCAUGUAUUGAUCAACCUGCUGGUGGACACGCACAGCAAGAAGAGGAGAGCGGCCAACAUCAAACCUAAAAUCCCCUUCACCUUCAGCUACACCAAAGAGAAGAGAGAGCUGGGCAUCAUCACCUGUCUGGGAGCUGAAGAAGGAAUCGUUAACACCGACGAGCACGGUGAGCUUCCUUUCGACAUCUGUGAGAACUUCAGCGACACCGAGUUCAACACCACCGACAUCCACCAGGAGGUGGAGUUCACGGUGGCCAUGGUGAAAUCUAAAAAGAGAGCCAUCAGGCUACUGAGGACGAAGAGGGUCGAAGACAAAAUCCUGAAGGAGCAGAAAAAACGAGAGGAAGAGGACAGGAGGAGAAAACAGGAGGAGGAGAGGAAGAAGAGGCAGGAGGAGGAGGAGCGAAGGAGAGAGGUGGAGAGGAGGAAGAAGGAUGAGGUGGCGGCAGCGCUGUCAGCGGCCAAAUGCAAGUGGACGCCGCUCGGCUUCAAGAUGAGAGACCCCGACACGCUGGACGACAUCAGCAAGGAGCGAUUCGAAGGCACCGUCCUCAAAGCCAUUUCCAAAAACAUAAAGAAGAUCAAGAAGGAGCCGAAGGAGGAGCAACGAGGAGGAGGUGCUGAGGGAGGACAAACUCUCCUCAGACUGGUGAAAAUUAAAGUGGAGAAAAUGGACGAGGACGAGGAGAAGGAAGGAAAACCUGAAGGAGCAGGAGGAGAGGAGGGAAAAAGAUUAGAGAUUAAAAAGGAGGAUGAGGAGGAGGUGAAGAAGAAGAAGAAUGAGUCGGCUGAUGCUGUGGGCGAAGCCGCUGCAGGGGGCGGAGCCAAACAGGACCCAGAGAUGGGUCGACUGGUGAUGACCAUCGACGGUCAACAGAAGCAGCUUCCCUUCGGCCCCAAUGACCUGCUGACCACGGCCACCAUGUUGGAUGGAGACAAGGUACGUUUCAACAUCGCCACCCAUCAGGAGACCAAAGAGGAGCGAGCGACCUACGUGGAAAUUCUUCCCGACUCCUUUGAAGAGUCCACCGAACAACGUCGACACGGAAUCGUGAUCGAGUUCAUGGACGACUCGGGGCUCAUCAAGUGCUCUCAGAACCCUCAACUCUACUUCCACAUGUCCGAGGUGAUAGAGAAGAAGAGACUGGAGCUUAACGAGAAGGUGGAGUUCAGCGUCGUCCCGCAUGAAACGGCGGAGGGGGGACAUCAGGCCAUCAGGAUAAAACGUCACACCGAGAGUGUUUUUCUCCCUGCUCGGAAACUGGGCGGAGUCGGUGCAAACAAAGGAAAGAUGACCAUCAAGCUGACAAAAGCUUCAGAAGACACUGAGAAAACAAAACCAGAGACAGAAAAGCUGAAAGCGGUGGUGAAAAAUCUUAGAUCGCAGGACAACAAGACCAGUAUCGGCAGAAGGGACUACAAUGCCAGUCGAAAUAGAUAUGGACAUGGCAGGAGCAGGAGUCGGAGCAGGAGUCGGAGCAGGAGUCGGAGCAGGAGUCGGAGCAGGAGUCAAAGUAGGGUUAGGGCCAGGAGUAGGAGUAAAAGUAGGAGUCCACCCAGAGACCAGUUUGGACGUAUCAUUAAAAGCAGAUGCAGCACCAGUGUUGACCGCGAUCAUAAAAGCAGCAGGUACAGGCGAAGCCGAAGCCGAGAGAGGUCAAAGAGGUGCACCGGUAGCCCUGGUAAGAGCCGCAGCAGAAGUCGCAGCCGAAGCAGGAGCUCCAGCAGGAGCCACAGCAGGAGCAGGGAAAGAAGCAAGGACAGGGCCAGCAAGAAGAGGAGCAAAAUUAGCAGAGAGCGUGAAGAAAGUCACAAGAAGAGGAGGGAGUUGAGCCCUCCUCUCAGACGUGUCGGAGUUAUGGAUGAUGAGCUGGCGAGAAAGAAGCGGGAACUGGAGGAGCUGAACGAGAUGAUUGCCUACAAAAAGUCGCUGGUGGACAUAGAGCCUGGACAGAGGACCUGUAUAGACUACGACCAUGGCAGGAUCGCUGUUCCACUGACUGAGUACAAACCAGUUCGAUCUAUCUUAAAGAAACGACCAGAGGGUCACCCCCCGUAUGAUGAUCCUUAUUAUGACCGGCCAUACAGUCCUUACCAAGAACGACGGUACGGUGACCACUACGGUGAUCCAUACCCCAGCAGCCGUCCUUACAGUGAUCACCCCUAUGGAGACCGCCCCUACGGUGACCGCCCUUAUGAAAAUCGUCUCUAUGGUGAGGUUACCUAUAGCGGCCCUCCGUCUGCCAGCCAACGUUACACUGAUCGCUACGAUGUUUAUGAUGAACCCUAUGACGACCGCUAUUAUGACCCGGCAUAUACAGACCGACCGUACGAUGAUCCGUAUCGGCCUGUCAAACGGAGCCAGUCUCCAGAACCCCAUGGUUCCUCACCACCUUCUCAGUCCGGCCAAGUUCCUGCUGCCUCCACCCAACCUCCCUUAACACAUACUGUUGCCACUUCAUCUUCCCAACCCCCUUUCAGACCUCCUUCUCCCACAGAACCGCCUCCUAGAAGUCCCUCUCCCAAACGGAAGAACACAACACCGUGCCAAUCACCUCCAGCUGAGAAACCACCCCUUGAUCGCUUCCUUGACAUGCUUAACAAAAAGGUGGAUGCUGAAAAAAGAUCAGAACAGGUUUACGUGAAUGAUGACCUUCUGCCUCAUGAGCGGGCACUUCAAGAUGGCAAAGGUUUCUCUAGGAUUGUGGGAUUGGCUCAAGAGCAGCCAAGCACUAGUCUAGCACUAGAAGGGGGAAAAAAACAACUGAGCCCUAAACGGUCCUCAGUAGAGAGAACAAGUGAGGAACUAAAUAUUAAGACAGAACCCUAUGACAAGAUCCAGAGUCUACUCCGUACGAUUGGCCUGAAACUGAGUACAGGAGAUGUGUCCAAACUGGCAAGCAGAGCCCAAGAGAAAAUCUAUAGCCCAAAGUCCUCAUCCACAGAAAGAGAGACUUUGUCAUCCCCAAGGGAAGAACGGCGACCAAGUAGAACUAGUUCAAUUGAAUCAGAUCACAUCCAUUCCAACUCCCCUGUCAGGUCCUCCAGUUUGGAGCCACUUAGCAGACAUAAAGCUGUCUCUGAGUAUGACGGAUUCCUGGACCAGCAAGAGUUGGAGGCACUGAAGAAGGCACAACAGCUGCAGAGUCUUACCAAGACAAUGGGGAGCAUACCCUCCACCACUCCUCCUGCACAACCUCCUCCUGGGCCUCCACCUGCUCACUACCAACAGCCAAGCCCACCAAUCAGUUGGCCUGUUGGAAUGACUACUCAGAUUCCCCAAGCCCAGAGCUCCACAACCCUCAGCAUGGCCACCCCAGCUCCUCCUGCAGCUGGUCUACCACCCCAGAAAAUUGGACCUACUGCAGGAACUCCCCCUGGUCCUCCCCCUGGACCUCCUCCACGGCGUCAUGGACUGCCUCCUCCAGGGCCUCCUCCUGGUCCUCCACCUCGCCGCCCGUCCGGACAACAUCCUCCAGGUCCUCUACCUGGACCUCCAUCCCAACACCCUCUUGGACAGCCUCUUUUCUCUCCACCCUCCAGUCAUACAGGCCUUCCUUUUAUUGGCCAGCUUCCUGCAACUCCACCCCUUAACUCAUUCAAUCCUUUGACCACUGCCGAAGUGACACCACCGUCAUCAACACUAGCAACAUCGAGUCCUACAAAUGAUGACCAGACAACCAUCUCUACAACAGUGGCCAGAUGCCUGAAGGUCAUUGAGACAGUGAAAUCUCUAGCUGUACAGCCACAAGCCAAACUAGUCAAAACAGUCCAGUUUAGUUUACCCACAGAGUCUCCAUCAGCCUCGAGUCCUCAGACCUCUGCAGAGACAGAUGAUGACAUAAAGAGCAAGCAGAAAGAGAAGCUGGAUUUGUAUAACCAGAGGGUUUUGGAAAAGAGGGAGCAGCAGUACAAGGAGAUGCUAGCCCGCAAGAAAGCAGAGAAGAACAGGGAUGGCACACUGAUCUCCCCAGGCAAGCCGACGAGCAGCGAGCCCAAGAACGUUUGGAUUUGUGGUCAUUCGCUGGUGUACUGGGCGGAGUCACGGGCCAAGUCUCCAGAGGUAGGUAUGCAGCUGGGCAUGGACCCCAGCAAGGUGGCCAUCUGGUGGAAAGGCACCCAGGGCAUGACAUGGCCCCAGCUCCUGCCCCAGCUCCACCAGCUGAAGGUCACCUGGCCCAACCCGGACGUCCUCAUCAUGCACCUGGGUGGCAACGACCUGAGUACCGACAGCCCCACCGACCUGCUGGCCUCCGUCAAAAAGGACCUGACCUCCAUGAGGAGCAUCUUUCCGCAGUGCGUCCUCGUGUGGUCCAACAUCCUCCCACGGAGGGCGUGGCGCCACUCCGCCGACAGCCACGAAGUCGAUCUGGUCCGAACCACGGUGAAUCGCAGGAUCCAGAACAUCAUCUCAGAGCUGGGCGGCACCUCACUGACCCACGAUAAUAUCAGGUGUGGCACAAACACGGGUCUGUAUCGGGCCGACGGCGUCCAUCUGUCCCCCAAAGGCAUUGACGUUUUCAAUCUGAACCUGCAGGACUUUCUGGAGAAGUGGGAGAUGGCCUCAGAGAAAAGCUAAGAGCUAAAUCACUUCUUCUGUUUUUAUGUUCUCUUUUAUUUCUGAUGAUAGCUAGGCAGUGCAACGUACAACUCCUUUGAUAAAGUAUUCAGUUUGUAGUAUCAGCUUAUCGUGUAGGAGCAGCAAAUAUUGUCUGUCUGUCCUGAAACAAUAAAUUCAAUAUAAACUGA
Molecule: messenger RNA, 4882 nt
Organism: Morone saxatilis (striped sea-bass)
Lineage: Eukaryota; Metazoa; Chordata; Actinopteri; Moronidae
Product: serine/arginine repetitive matrix protein 2
Exons: 12
Coding region: 33-4712 (1559 amino acids)
Source: RefSeq, a predicted model, not a curated record